GCUCUGCAAUCAAUUCACAGCUAGCUGUGACAGAGUACGGUUGCAGCUAUCGAACACUAUGGGCGCUCAACGAAAGACUGUUGGCAGCUGUCUGCUCUUACUCCUCAUAGCCAACAUCUUAUGGAGCACAGAGAGUGGAGUUGGUGCUUCUUAUUCGCCUAACAGUGUGCUGGAGAUACAAUUGGGCGACCUAUUGAUCGAACAAUUCAAAUACAUACCCACCCUAGGGGGCUACGAGUAUGGCUACACUUUGCCCAAUGGCACGCAUCGCGAUGAGCUGGGCGAGCUGCUCAACGCUAACUCCACACCUGAGGAAAUAAGGAAUGCCAACAAUUAUGCUCGUAACGCUAGGCCAUCACGGCGUCCGGGUGUUAAGAAUCGCAAACUCUCGCCCAAAUCUCUCUCAUCGCUAGCUGGUUAAGUGACAGAAACAGAAGAAGAGAGAGAGAGAGAGAGUGAAAAAGAGCGAGAGAGAAAGAAAGAGUGAGUGAGAGUGAGAGAGAGAGAUAGAGAGAGGAAGACGUGAGGCUUCUCCCAUUAUUGUUUGUGAAAUUUUAAGCGCGGUUUUGGUAAAACUUUUAAUAGCCAAUAUUUGUUAUGUUUAAAGCUUUUUAGCUACAAAUGUUUUUAGUGCCUAAACACAACAAAAAGCAAUUCAAUAAAGUAUUGAUU
Drosophila navojoa is the source of this 672-nucleotide messenger RNA. RefSeq lists its product as uncharacterized. The record is from RefSeq and is a predicted model, not a curated record. NCBI's taxonomy places the organism in Eukaryota, Metazoa, Arthropoda, Insecta, Diptera, Drosophilidae.